Messenger RNA from Volvox carteri f. nagariensis, 1380 nucleotides. RefSeq lists its product as uncharacterized. The record is from RefSeq and is a predicted model, not a curated record. The coding region runs from base 1 to 783 and encodes 260 amino acids. Lineage: Eukaryota; Viridiplantae; Chlorophyta; Chlorophyceae; Chlamydomonadales; Volvocaceae. The transcript is spliced from 7 exons.
AUGGCCCCUUCAGUUAAAACAUAUCCACGUUACCUCUACCGCGGUCGACUGUAUGCGUUGUCGAAAUUUGAAAUUACGUGUGUGUCCUGCGGACGCAAGUAUCAUAGCAAGUCUCAUGCAUAUAAUCACGUCAUCACGCAUCAGUGCGUCCAGCCUCAUGGUGGUAAUAAUGGCACAGAGCUUUUUGUCCUCGAUGCCGUGGCUCCUAACGAGAUGAUCGCUGGACGCAGUGAGAAAUUGCUGCAAUACAUUGCCAGCUACUAUGUAUGGUUAAAAUUUGCGACGUCCAAUAUUAUGCAGAUGAAUGUCCUCAGCAACAAGCUCCCGUUCCGGCGGGCCCUUCGGUGGUUGGUGCGGGAGCACAGCCGCAAGCUAACAAACCGGACCAAACAGGUGACGGAUCACCUGGACACAUUGGGGCGGAUGGAGAGGUGGAGAUCCGUAUUGUUGCCACUGAAGAAGGAACGGUUGGCGACGGAGGUGCAGGUGACGGAUCACCUGGACACAUUGGGGCGGAUGGAGAGGUGGAGAUCCGUAUUGUUGCCACUGAAGAAGGAACGGUUGGCGACGGAGGUGCAGGUGACGGACCACCUGGACACAUUGGGGCGGAUGGAGAGGUGGAGAUCCGUAUUGUUGCCACUGAAGAAGGAACGGUUGGCGACGGAGGUGCAGUCAACCACCUUGGACAUGGUGAAGCAGUGGGCGACAGAUGUGGGCGGUGGAGAUUGCAACAGCCAUGAUGACAGCAAAGGCCACCUCAAAGCGCAGCCGUUCUGGACCUGAUGUCGUCUUGACUGAAGCGGAUCAUGGAAACAAAGGCGAAGGGGAAGGGGGGCAAGAAACGACGGUGGUAAUGGAUGCACGUUUAUUUUGGGGUGGAUGCACAUGCAAUGUGAUGGACAGCUGCAUUGUCUUCUUUUGUGGAGGUGCCUUUUCUUAGGGCUGAAGGCAUGUUCUUAUCACAUGGUGGACAGGGUCUUGAGACGGCUUGGCUUAUAAGCAAAUCCGUAUCAAGACGCUGUUCAUCAUGUGAUAAGAACACGCCUUCCUAGUUAGGAUUGGAGGCGUGUCCAUAUGGCGCGAUGGACAUUAUUAAAAAGCUUAAUUUUGGACUGAUAGGGGCAUUCAUAUCACGUGAUGUACAACUUUCAUUUUAUGGAGACGGCUUCUUUUUGGACUGAAAGGGGCCUUCAUAUCACGUGAUGGACAUGGGCUCGUUUUAUGGAGACGGCUUCUUUUUGGACUGAAAGGGGCCUUCAUAUCACGUGAUGGACAUGGGCUCGUUUUAUGGAGACCACCUUCAUUUUGGACAGAAGGGGUAUUCAAAGCGUAAGGGACGUUCAUUCUGAGCUACCUUCAUUAUGUAAUGAAGUGGUCCUC